ACAGAUCUGUAUAUGAUGUGAAUCCAUGACUCACUCUAUCUGAAGGAUGAGUUCGGUGUACAAGUCUAUAGUUGUGCCUCCUGAGAAGGUGACCUCUAUCAACGAUGAGUUUGCCAAGAUGUUUGAAGGAGGUGGUGCUGUGAAGGACAAAGCAAAUGUUAGUGGCAUAGCGAGCAGUAGGCAUACAGCUCCUGCCUUCAAGUCCCCCGCCAGCCGCGUGGUGUACAAAGCCUCACCGGUGGCGAAACUUGUCGCAGCCAUGCGACAAAAAAAGACGUUCGAAGAGCUGGAACAAAUCAUGUCCCCAGGGUCCUCUUCCGCCAGGCAAGCCGUCAGGAAAGAUCGUACCAAUCCGCCGGCGCCCGAUUUACAGAACGGCUCGCUUCCGGUACAAGGGACGGGUGAGGACAAGGAAAACAUGAGCAGACCUACGUCUGAAGUUGACAAGAGUGCGAGUGAUGUACAGCAAAGCAGGAGCGAAGAGCCGCAGAAAGAGCCCUCGGUUGGUCUAGCGCCAAAGGACGCAGGCUCCAAGCCUACGGGAGGGAGGGAGAGACAGACCGCGGGGGCGCGCAAACAGAAGGUCAUGAACUGGCUGGAAUCCCACGACGAGGAGAUGUUGCUACAACAUGACCCUGACGACCUCAUCGUCUCUCCGCCCUCGACAGAACGAGCGCCGGACGUGGGCUUUUCCUCCCAGCUCGGUGAUGACACCACAGCGACAACCAACAAGUCUCAGGAAGAUGACAGUAUGGACGACAGAGAUAGUGACGAUGAUACCAUCAAGAUGAACGAGACAGAUGGUACCAUCGAGGAAGCUGAUGAGAAUGGGCAUCAAGGGUACAAGAGAACCAAGGACACUGACGUGGAAAUGAAUGCAGAGGGAAUGGAUGGAGAGAUAGUAGAAGAGAAGACUCUUGAUGAAGACAGAGAUGACAACAUGUCUGAAGAGGACAUGGAUGAGGAGGAGGAGCAGGAAAUGGACCAGCCUCCGAAUGAUCGACUUUCACAGAGUUCACAGAGUAUCGCCUGGGCUGAUAACAUAGACAAUGUGUCAGUCGAUACAACUGAUACUUCAAGGCAAGAGAAACCAGCUGCCCCCAACCCGAAGAAAGAUACUGCAGUGAAGCCGUUUAAGGAGCACAUUCUCUACGACUGGUUUAUUAAACCAAUGAGAAAGUCUACAGACAUCGUGGUUGAGGGCCAUCGCAAGCAAGACCCAGAGCACCAGUAUUGGCACAGCACUGCCAUUGUGAAGAGGGUGACAUCCCGUAUGGUGGUUACUGGCAGUGGUACCGUGUACAGGCUCCGAGGGUUCAUAGACAGGUCUAUGGUACUAGAACAAGGAUUCCACGCCAAGAUUGCGAAAGCCUUCAAAACUGGCUUCCCUGAGAAUUGGAAGGAGGUCCUUGAGGACAUUGCCAACAGCACCUCAGAAAAGUGA
This is a messenger RNA of Branchiostoma floridae (Florida lancelet), 1444 nucleotides long. Its product is annotated as protein bfr2-like. The record is from RefSeq and is a predicted model, not a curated record. The transcript is spliced from 8 exons. NCBI's taxonomy places the organism in Eukaryota, Metazoa, Chordata, Leptocardii, Amphioxiformes, Branchiostomatidae. Bases 47 to 1444 code for a protein of 465 amino acids.